This is a messenger RNA of Lottia gigantea (owl limpet), 1875 nucleotides long. RefSeq lists its product as hypothetical. The record is from RefSeq and is a predicted model, not a curated record. Bases 1 to 1875 code for a protein of 624 amino acids. The transcript has 2 exons. Lineage: Eukaryota; Metazoa; Mollusca; Gastropoda; Lottiidae.
AUGCGUUUUGCAGUUUUAAUUGCUCUUCUUUUGCUAUAUCACAAUGCAGUUUUAGCAAGGAAUCAAACUUUGCAGGAUUUCGUUAUUCUUAUUGAUGAUCAAUAUUGUGGACAUUCAACUUGUUCCUUUACUUCAAAUAAACGGAAAACUCCAAAUCCAUUUUGUAGAGAGUGUAGCUGUCAGUUUGAUUGUUUUGUUCAACAUAAUUGCUGUCCAACCACAGCCUUUCAAUACAAAGGAAUUUAUAAAGAAGAUACAAGCACAGAAUGUAUCUCGGCUGAUUUAACUGGUAGAGUAACUAAUUCAACGAAACAUUACCGUCUUGUUAGUAAAUGUUCACCAAACCACCCAGAUGGUAUCUGGAGAAGAUCCUGUGAAAAUGUUACCGAUAACACACCGCUUAGUCUGAUACCCGCUCUUGGUUGGUUCAAGGGAGUUAAUACUGCAUUUUACAGCAGUAUACCAUGUGCUGGUUGUAAUGAUAUGGAAAAUUUGGAACCGUUCUCCUUAUUAGCUACCUGUAAUCACAUCGAUAUCUUCAUACAGGCAAAAUCCGAAAUAGAUGUUUAUUAUGCAGCAAUGAAUCAAUCCGAUUGUCAUUUAGAAGCGAGUUUGGCAUUCAGAGAACCUGACACUUGUUACCCUAAUGAUAAAUAUCUGAUACGGUCGUGUAAUGUUAGUGGAUUAUGGAGACAAAGGGAUGAUAUGAUAGAAGCUGGUUGUCUGUUACAGAUUUAUAAAGUACCAGUUAAGAGUAAAUAUUACAACAUUUUCUGCUAUUUGUGUAAUACUGAUCAGGAUUUGACUGAAUUGAUACAGGAAGAACCAGAAAUAGAAAUAGAACAGAUAAAAUUUGAAGCGUUCCUUGAUGGUUUACCACAAACAUUAUCAGAACAAAGGAGCGAGAGGCCAAACCCGAAUGUUUGUUUUGAAGGUGACUAUUUCAUAGAUCUUAAGGGUAGAUGUUUUGAUAUAAGUUGCAGUCUUGGAAAGGUGUUUAAUGGUAUUGCUUGCGAGAGCCCUAUUCAUAGUAAUAUCAUAGGAUACGAUGUUUGUUUAGAACUUCAAGCUGAUGAUGGUCAAGAUAUCGAGAGUGGAGAAGCCGAGUUGUACCUUAAAUUAGUAAUUUUUGCUGAAAAGCUAAAGGAAUCAUCGGGAUUUCAAGUGACAUCAAUAAAGUCUUUUGAACUCGAACAAUGGAUCUGUAAUAAUUCUUCAGCCUUAAAACAACAGUCAAUAUUAUCUUUAGUAAAUCCAUCACCUAUUAAAAGGGAAUGGCUGUUUGAUCUUAUUUCACAUAUCUGGACAGGCAUCACCAUCAAACAUCCCCGUCGUUGUGGACAGCUAAACGAUAAUAACUGUAAUGUUAGAUUUGUUAGUGGGACUAAUCACACUGAAAAUUAUAUAUCCAGUAAAUCAACAUUAGCUGAAUAUAGCAAACAGGUUCUGUCCGUUCCAUUUACUAGGCUCGAAUCAUGCUGCCAGAUUUUACUCUAUGAACACGACUUUCUCAUGAACGAUACAAAUAAAAAUCUGCUUAUUUUGAACUCUAAAUUAAAUCUAUCUGUCGAUGAUUAUAUAUUACAUGAAAAUGGAACAGUUACUGUUUGCUUAUCUGAUUUUUUAACUAAAUACGCCGUAAUUUGUAAUAAUAAAAUUAGAUUUCAGGAUGAAGGCACGAAUACUUCUUCGAUUGACCACCCAGUUAGCCCUCUAGUUAACCGAACAGUUGAUGAGUUGAAUGAUCCUGCUAUUGCUUCCAGCACUGUUCCUUAUGACGUGGCUCAGGUGAAAUCUGCAAGUGAAGUAUUUUCUCCCUCGUUAAUACAUACUGAAAUUAUUUUUAUUUUUAGUCUUGUGUUCUGUUCAUUUUAG